AUGUUAACUGAAAAAAGUCGUUGUAAAUUGAACUCAGGUAAAUGUACAGAUUGGACAAAACUACGACGUUUUGGUUAUAAAUCAGAACUAAAAGAGUGCAUUAAAUUACCGUACAGGUCAAAACGAACUUCGAAUGGCAAGGACAAAGUCAGACAUAACAAGAAAUCGAAUAAGAAAACAAAACAACGCAAUGCUGCGCAAUAG
Messenger RNA from Adineta ricciae, 204 nucleotides. Lineage: Eukaryota; Metazoa; Rotifera; Eurotatoria; Adinetida; Adinetidae. The record is from the annotation of a GenBank genome assembly.